This is a messenger RNA of Notolabrus celidotus (New Zealand spotty), 3329 nucleotides long. RefSeq names its product protein phosphatase targeting COQ7 a (gene pptc7a). The record is from RefSeq and is a predicted model, not a curated record. NCBI's taxonomy places the organism in Eukaryota, Metazoa, Chordata, Actinopteri, Labriformes, Labridae. The transcript is spliced from 6 exons. Bases 373 to 1266 code for a protein of 297 amino acids.
GUGUGUGUUGUGUGUGUGUGUGUGAGUGUGUAUGUGUGUGGGGCCUCAGGGCAGCAGCGUCCACAGACAGUGUUAUGUAGUGACUGCAAGGCAGACCUGGCAGACCUGGAACCAUGGCCACGAAGAACCAGCACUUAGGGCUCACUUGGAGCGGAAGAGGUUUCUGUAUUGUCUAAACUCUGAAGCUGUUUCUGAGUCUGCGUGUCGUUCUCUCUCUCUCUGUCAGGAAGGCUUUGUGAUUGUUUUUGUCUGGUUAGCAGCCUCUCAUCUCCAGCCUCGUUAGCAAGUCCACAUAGUGUUCCCACACUGACGCUAAGCUAGCAGGGCUGCUGGCUCUGCUGGUUGGUUUUGGUGGGAGCUGGACUGUAGGGGAUGUUGUCCGUGCUGUCCUACGGUAGACUGGUUGCCAGAGCUGUCAUCGGCGGACUCUCUCAGACCGACAGCCGGGAUUACAGCCUGGUGACGGCGAGCUGCGGGUUCGGUAAGGACUUCCGUAAAGGGAUCCUGAAGAAAGGGAUGUGCUACGGGGACGACGCGUGCUUCAUCGCCCGACACAGAUCCGCGGAUGUUCUGGGUGUAGCAGAUGGAGUAGGUGGCUGGCGCGACUAUGGAGUGGACCCGUCUCAGUUUUCAGGCACACUGAUGAAGACAUGUGAGAGGCUGGUGAAGGAGGGACGCUUUAUUCCCAGCAAUCCUGUGGGAGUCCUCACGACCAGCUACUAUGAGCUGCUGCAGAACAAAGUGCCGCUGCUGGGUAGCAGCACGGCAUGCAUUGUGGUUUUGGACCGGCAGAGCCAUCGGCUGCACACAGCCAACCUGGGAGACUCAGGCUUCCUGGUGGUCCGGGAAGGGGAAGUGGUCCACCGUUCAGACGAGCAGCAGCACUACUUUAACACACCCUUCCAGCUGUCUAUCGCCCCCCCUGGGGCUGAGGGAGCUGUCCUUAGUGACAGCCCUGACGCAGCAGACAGCUCUUCCUUCGACGUCCAGCUGGGGGACAUCAUCCUCACCGCGACCGACGGGCUAUUUGACAACAUGCCAGACUACAUGAUCUUGCAGGAGCUGAAGAAACUCAAGAACUCAAACUAUGAGAGCGUCCAGCAGACUGCACGGAGCAUUGCAGAGCAGGCCCACGUGCUCGCAUAUGACCCCAACUACAUGUCGCCUUUUGCACAGUUUGCCUGUGACAACGGACUGAAUGUACGAGGAGGAAAACCUGAUGACAUCACAGUGCUGCUGUCCAUAGUGGCAGAAUACACCGACUAGAGUCUGUGUGAAGUCGUGACAGGACUGCUAUCCUGCUGGUCAGGAUGAAGGGCUGACGUCACAUGCUUCCCCCCACAUGUCUGACUCCACUGUGCCCCGGCCCCCCAGCUGACCAUCAAUCCCCUCUGUUCCCUAAAAAAAACCCUCCUCUCCCUCUCCUCUCUGAUCAUGAACAUCAGAGAGUGAAUGGAUAAGAGGACGAGAGGCCUGAAACAUCCCCUUGGCCUGGCUGCAGUGUUGGCAUCUUUGCAGUUUUCCAGUGCUCACUGGUUAAUCCUAUUGCGCAGGAUAAGCAGUCAUUGGGCAGCAUUGGAGAUGACGAUCCUGUCUGACAAGGACAAGUCAUCUUUUUUUCUUUUGGGUGGUUUGCGCAGGGAGGAAGUGGAGAUUCAAAUGGAGGCUGUUGUGGCCAGGCGCUAGGCGUACACCUGUAGACGACCUCUUCCCACCAGUCUGCUGGAUGGGAAAGACACAGUCCAUCAGUGGUGUUGAUAAGGGAACUGCACAGGAUACGGCAGCAUUGGGGCUCAAUAAAUGGGCUGCCUUGUGUACGCAGGUGUUCCUGAUGAUACAGGGGUUGUUAAAAAAAACCUUCAUCAUGGGCCUGGAACUUUGAAUGUUGGUGCAGGGAGCACGUUUGCUUCUAGGUAAUGACCUGUGAGCCGUUCGGGGAUGUUUCGUUGAAUGUUUGCAAAAAACGAGUGUACUGAUAUGUGAACUUUCUACAUCUGUGGUUAGACUUCAAAGGGUCAUUCAAUAAGAUUUGAUGCAGACGAGAGGCAGCUGCCUUUUCAGUGCCAGUGGGAUUCAAAUUGUGCACACUGUUUUUAAUUUCAUUACUGGGACGAUGAUUUUAUAGUCAAAAAGCCUCCACACACAUAUUUUCAAACUGAAGCCCUCCCUUUAAUAUUACAGCUGCUGUUAAUCUUGCUUGUGAGUACAUAGUGUGUGUGUGAGUGUGUGUUAUGAAUGCACAUGUGCUUGUCAGUGAAUUGAAAUGUGUAACUGUCUAUGAAAUGGAUGUGGAGGCUGCAGACUCUUCUGUAUCCUCCAGGCUGAUUUAGUGUCACAGCCUUAAACGCACAAAGCUUAAGAAGCAUAUCUGAAAGAGCUCAAGUUGGAAGUUGGUCAUGUGACCAAAAGUGUAUUUUUGUAGCUUCUUUGUUCAGUGGGGUCGUUGAAUUCUUCAGACUGAUCACCUCAUCAGAGUAGCUUUAGAUCCAGCCCUUCCUUUUCUUCUCUCCAUCCUUUCUGCUGUAAAGUUCCAAAGGCACAUUCACAAGACGGGUCUGAGGAAAGGUCAAUGUUUCCAUUACAUCACUACAGAUUUGCACUCUGCAUUUAUUUACUGCAACCUAAUCCACAGUAGAAAUCCUUUUUUUUUUUAAAUCUGUAUUUUGUGUAAUAUUACAAUGAUGUGCCUUGUAUCAGGUGUUAUUGAUACUGGCAAACGUCCACAACUUCUUAAAACUCUCGACUGUGUGCCGGGUUCUGAGCACAAAGCCUGAAACUGUUAAGUAGCCAUACAAGUGAGAACAGCUUUCCAAUCAUACCCUGCUGUCUUAACCCUCCACUCAGCCUGUCCAACCUUUAUUCUUUGAAGAUUAGGAAUAGUUAUGAAGCCAUCACACACCAAGAAAAUCCUCCCUGUGGGUCUUCAGGUGGAUGUUUACAUUCUGCACUGUCUAACAGACUGGCCCCUUCUUAAUCUGAUUCAUUCACACUGGAAGACUGCAACGUCAGGUUUCAUCUCUUUCAAAGAGGCUCAUGGGCAGUAAAGUGUUAAAGCACUGAGGACAAUCUACACAGCCUUAACCAUAAUACAAAGCAAUUCUCCUGAUCAGACGGUACUUCACUGUUCUCUCUGAGGCUCCCGUUUCCUGAUUCAUCAUCACUGCCCUGACACCUUCCCCCUGUCUCUCAUCCUCCUCUUCCAAACUCUUUGUUACAACCAGAGCAAGUGUCUGUAUAUAUAUUUUUUGGGUGUACAGUUCAGUUGUGUAAGCUCUGUAAAAACAUUUUCAAAUCUGUAAAUAUUUAAAUAAAGAGUAUAAUAUUUAUUA